GAACAAAAGUACCGAUCAUUUGUUUAAGCGGGAGGAGGUGGCGGGGGCUGGUCACUUGGAGGUGGAGGGGGAGGUCCUUCGCCCGGAGGAGGAGGAGGAGGACUGCCACUCGCGCCAUAGUACAUCGAGGGCAUUCCGGGCGGGGGUGGAGGCGCACCGAGACCUGGAGGAGCGCCAGGAGGAGCCAUACCAGGGGCAGCAGGGGGAUACCCGGGGUAGCCUCCAUAACCAUAAGGAGCUUGUCCAGGCGCAGGAGGAGCUGCCUGUUGCCAGGGUGCAGCAGCUCCGGGAGCGCCGUACCCGGCAGCUGCAUAACCGUAAUCGUUGGCACCAUGGCCUUGCGAGGCCCAAGGUGCUGCACCGCCGUUGUCGCGAGACCCAUAGUCGUCCCGACGGUUGUCGCGGCGGCCACCGCGUUGUUGCCAAGGGGCCACAUCUCCUGCGGGAGGAGGGCGUUCCCAGGGUUUCAUAUCUCCGUCGUCGUAGCCGUCGGGGCCACCUUCAAUCCGGCGCAUGGGGUCAACAGCAUCACCGCCGCCAAUAGUUCUACGGCCACCGUUGAAGUCGCCAUUGUUGCGCCAAUCGCUGCCUCUCUGGCGGUCAGGGCAAUCACGAGCCAUAUGGCCAGCAUUUCCACAGACGCGACAAAUGAUAUUGGCAGUAAAGUUUCGUUGUUCGGGACAGUCGUACUUUCGGUGGCCGAUUUGACCACCUAUUCCAUGUUAGCUAGAGUUCAAAUGGGAGAAAACAAUGCACUUACAGUUCUGGCAAGCUUGGUUCUCAUCAUCACGAAGAGUACCGUUGAGAGCAGCCAGCUCACGAAGUUGGUUCCUCUUGAGCUCGUUUUGACCUUCGGGGAUAGAGGCAGCCUGCAUCAACCAUUAGUGAAAAUAUUCGAAUAUAGAAUAAGAGAAUGCUUACCGUCUCAAUAACGUUGUGUAUAAGCUUCUUUGCUUUGUUAACCUUGUCUUCAGUAUCUGCCAUGAUCAAACAAUGAAGAUCUUCUUCCUGAUUGCUAGCGUGAGCAGCGU
Molecule: messenger RNA, 1031 nt
Organism: Aspergillus versicolor CBS 583.65
Lineage: Eukaryota; Fungi; Ascomycota; Eurotiomycetes; Eurotiales; Aspergillaceae
Exons: 2
Coding region: 333-932 (199 amino acids)
Source: RefSeq, a predicted model, not a curated record